GUUAAAAACGUCAUAUUGCUGCAGAAUGAAGGCUAAAAUAACGCCACUAUGAAAGCCAAGGUCAAUGAAGUCAACAGCAAGGGAAGGUCCACCAAUCGACCCGGCAAAGACUCCGGUGACGGGAGUCCCAUCCAAUAGAACUUCGAUAUUUGUCCCACUCCACGACACGUGUCCCCCUUACCGAUGCCGUCGUCCAACCCUCCUUGGAUUUUUCCGUCAACCGAUAAAAAUACAAAAUCAGCUGUACGCUGUCGUUUUAAAAGUCGUCACAUGAAAAAUUAUAACGUUAAACGUCUGUCUCCCUCUGCCGGUCAACAAACUCUAUUGCCUUUAUUCCCUACCUUCCUCUCUCUAGAUUAAUACAGAUCGGCCGCGAUCUAUGGAAGACGACGAUGAAAUCCAGUCACAUCCAUCGCCGCCUUCUAAUGGGAGAAUUACGGUGACUGUGGCGGCUGCGCCCCCGAUGACGCCCCAGAAUACUCUGACGCUUGCUCUACCGAUACAGCAGCAGAAGGUUGGGGGAACUGGUGGAGGAAGAGAGGAUUGUUGGAGUGAAGGCGCAACGGCUGUGUUAAUUGAAGCCUGGGGGGAGAGGUACCUUGAGCUCAGCCGUGGGAAUCUGAAGCAAAAGCACUGGAAAGAUGUGGCGGACAUUGUGGGCAGCCGAGAGGAUUAUAUGAAGACUCCGAAAACCGAUGUUCAGUGCAAGAACCGGAUCGAUACAGUGAAGAAGAAGUACAAGACGGAGAAGGCUAAGAUCGCGGCUGGCGGUGGGCCGAGCAAAUGGCGGUUUUAUGAGAAGAUGGAUGAAUUGAUCGGCCCGACGGCGAAGAUGAGCUCCGUGCAAUCGGGAAGCCAAAAGGUGCCUAUGGGGAUCCCUGUUGGGACUAGAUCCGGCUCGGUUUCUCAGUUCCGGCAACAGCCAAAGCCGCAAUUUCGGAAAAGGCCUCCGGUGGAGUCGGAUGAGGAGUCCGAGCAGGAGCCGGAACCUUCUGCCGAUUCAUCAGAUGGUUUACCGCCAGAAUGUUAUAAGCGGCCAAGGGUCAAGAAAGAAACGAAUCAAAUGAUGAUGGUAAAUGCUAGUGCACCAAUGUCCGGAAUGAUGAACAGAAGUGCUGCAGCUGUUGUGAAUAGCAAUGAGACGAAUUGGGGCAAUUCUGUUGGGGAGUUGACGCGGGCAAUAUUGAAAUUUGGGGAGUCGUAUGAACAAGCAGAGAACUCGAAAAUGCAGCAGUUGGUAGAGAUGGAAAAGCAGAGGAUGAAAUUUGUGAAGGAGAUGGAAUUGCAGAGGAUGCAGUUCUUCAUGAAAACACAAUUGGAGCUUUCACAAUUGAAGAAUAAUAGGAAUUAUCAUCGUACCACCAAUAACACUGAUAGCAGUAAUUAAGAAAUGUCGUUUGGACAAUAUUUGUACUUCUAGAAUUUAGAUUGUUACCUUAUUGUAUCGUGAAAUGUUCCUCGAGAACAAGUUAAUUUAGUGAAGUAUUAUUAUGAACAAUCAAUGGAAAUGUGCUGUGUUUCUUGUAUUCA
Molecule: messenger RNA, 1530 nt
Organism: Olea europaea var. sylvestris
Lineage: Eukaryota; Viridiplantae; Streptophyta; Magnoliopsida; Lamiales; Oleaceae
Product: trihelix transcription factor ASIL2
Exons: 1
Coding region: 380-1387 (335 amino acids)
Cellular component (GO): nucleus
Molecular function (GO): transcription cis-regulatory region binding
Source: RefSeq, a predicted model, not a curated record